This is a messenger RNA of Hibiscus syriacus, 807 nucleotides long. RefSeq lists its product as uncharacterized. Lineage: Eukaryota; Viridiplantae; Streptophyta; Magnoliopsida; Malvales; Malvaceae. The record is from RefSeq and is a predicted model, not a curated record. The coding region runs from base 1 to 807 and encodes 268 amino acids. The transcript has 7 exons.
AUGAGCAACAACGAAGGGAUUAACUUCAACAUGUCCGGCCUCGGCGAUGGUAGUGAUCCCUUGCAGUUCUUAAUAUUUCAGCUCCACCGCUUCACUGUUAUCGCUUCCCUCACUGUUUCUCAAAUUAUUGGGAAGCCAGACCUAGCCCCAGUUGUAUGGGUGAGAAAGCUUGUUACUCUGUGUGAUCAAGCCCCUACAACACCAUUUGAUGUUGUUCAACUUGUUUUAGAGAAGGAGUUGGGUCGAAGUAUAGGCGAGGUUUUUGAAAAGCUUGAUGUAAAUCCUCUUGGUUCGGCUUCAAUUGCGCAUGUUCAUCGAGCAAGACUCAAAGGUGAUGUGGAAGAUGUUGUUGUGAAGGUGCAACAUCCUGGAGUCCAAGAUCUGAUGAUGACUGACAUCUGUAACUUGCAAGCAUUUUCAUUGUACAUGCAAAAGACAUAUAUCAAAUUUGAUCUGUUUUCUGUUACCAAGGAAAUGGAAAAACAUAUUGGGUAUGAAUUUGACUUUCUAAGAGAAGCCAAUGCUAUGGAUAGAAUUCGCUGUUUCUUAUACGAUAACAACAGAAAAUCUCCAGUUAUGGUUCUGAGAGUGCUCAAGGAUUCGGUUACAAGAUGGCGGGUGCUUUUUAUGCUGUUUAUCAUCAUGAACAUAUUUUACUGCUUUCUUACUGAUCCUGGCAUUUUCGUUGCCUUACUGGACUACGGGCAAGUGAAGGAUCUGUCGAACCAGUUGCGGCUUGGAUAUGCUAAUUUGGUUCUUGCCGUCGCUGAUAAUGAUCCUGUAAAAGCAAAUGAAAGCUAUAGGUAA